CAGCCUCCGUCGCCAGUUGAGGUCGUUUUACCGCAACCGCCUGUAGUCGCUGAUUCUGAAUCGGCAGAAGUAGACGUCACUGAAACGAUCGUUCUGCCCAAGAAGACUGACAAACUGGAUUUCACCAGAAGAUGGCUUCACGACGAUCUGUCGUCGUUGGCCUUCCAACCACCUGCGCCGAUAAUGUUCUUCCCCGAACCGUGUUCGUAUUACAACGACGCGGACGAGCACUCAUUGGGCAGCUGCUCCGCCGAGGUGGCCGCGAUUAAUUCGCCCGGAAGAAAAGAGAAACCGAAACGAAGCAAUGGUAUCGCGGUCGUUGCCUCUCUGGAGAAACCGGCACCAAUUCGUCCACAGCCAUGUCGUCCUCAGCCUGUCUAUGGCACGCAAGAAAGGGCAAAUGGGCCACGACAUUUCCCUGUGGAACUCGAGGUGCCAAACAUACCCCGUGUGGCUUCAUAUGAUCAUGAGCCCUAUCAGGCACAAGGAAGCGUGCCACCAGAGGACGUGAUGAGGCCGUCACCGUCCGCCUUCCAAACCGUGUCCAACUUUUCCGGACGUGGCGGAAAUAUGAGAGGAUCCUUGAGAUCACUUCCUGAUGCCGGUCUAAUCAUCCGCGGUAGGUACCAACAGCAACCGUCACCCAUGAAGGAUCCAUGUUUGGCUAUUGAUCAGUUGUGUGCCGAGUUGGAGCUCAACACUGAACAG
This is a messenger RNA of Ostertagia ostertagi, 708 nucleotides long. Lineage: Eukaryota; Metazoa; Nematoda; Chromadorea; Rhabditida; Trichostrongylidae. The record is from the annotation of a GenBank genome assembly.